AUGAAAAGAAGAUUGGGCAAACUAGAGGACCGUUUGAAUCGCGAAGUCAGUGCCGCCAAAAAAUCCGAGGACCGGGUCUUAAGACUCGAAGAUCUAAGUCGCACAACGACACAUGCUGUCAACUUGGCAACGGAAAACCACAUAUCACUCUCUGAUCAGACGUCUAAAGAUAGGUUAAGUUACAGAGAUCGUUUCUCGACUUUGGAAGUUGAGAUGGACAAGAACAAGACAAGACACAAGGAAACUAGCCACGCCAUCGACAAUAUACGAUCCUCGCUUGAUAGUCACAUCGUCAAGAGCAACAAAACGCACCAAGAACAGGCUCAGGAUAUCGAUCUCUGCAAAUCAAGAGUUGAAGAAAUGCAGCAGAACCUCAAUGUCGAGAUCGACUCUAAACUCAAACACAACUCAGAAAUUCUGGCUACCACAUGCAAAGAUGUGAAAGAGCUGAAAGAGCGUUCAGCCCUCCUGUCCAAUCCGCCAGUCCUUUGUCCUCCUACAACUCCCAAAUCGAUUCCAACUCCUAACACUGUAGAAGUCGAAUCCAGACUCAAAGAAGCCGAAUCCAGACUCAAAGAAGCCGAAUCCAGACUCAAAGAAGCCGAAUCCAGACUCAAAGAAGUCGAGAAAAAAGUGCGAGGAUUAGACGAAGAAGCUGAGGUGAAGAACGUCACCUUUGCUGAGGACAUCGAUAAGCUACGAUCAGGACUUGACCAUCUUCAAGUCGAACUGAACAAGAUGCAAAACAACAGCGGAGGCAAGAUCGCUACAAAACAAGGCCUGACUGAAGACGAGCGUAAAAACUUCACUGCAUGGAAGGAUCUGAAAUCAAGGAUUGAUAGCCUUGCAUCGAGUGUACACGACCUAAGUGCAAAUACUCCACGGAUCGAGGAUCUAACCAUGAGCACUAAGCGCGAGUUAGAAACCUCGAUCAACGAGGUCAAGCAAGUGACCUCGACCUCGCAGGGAGUUCUAGAAGUUCUUAGGCCACAAGUCGAGUAUGUUAGCAGGACCGUUGAGAACCACAUCGAUGUCCUUACAAGGCAUGAGGUUCGAUUGAAUUCCGUUACUACAGAUGAAGUCUGCCGCAUAAUGGAGAAUCAAUGGCGGUCGGCUUACGGCGUGCCCUCGGACCUGAGAGGGUUAUCACAGCGGCAGGCUCAGCUUGAACUUUCGACCAGGGGAAGAUUUGAUGAACUGAACAUGAAGUACGAAGGAAUGGCGGCCGAUUUCAGAAACCGUAAGUCGUAUCCCUUCUAG
Molecule: messenger RNA, 1260 nt
Organism: Aureobasidium musti
Lineage: Eukaryota; Fungi; Ascomycota; Dothideomycetes; Dothideales; Saccotheciaceae
Source: the annotation of a GenBank genome assembly